GCCUCCUACUAGUUGGCUGUGAAGGAGAGCAAUGCAGCAACAACAACGGCAUUGUCAUGGCGGGAAUAAAAGAGAAAGUGGCCUUUGGUUGGAAGAAGGCACACAUGCUGUGUUGAGUUGAUGAGAUCGUUCUGAAAUGGCAAAUGAUACCAAGAAACAUGAAGAGGCCAUUUCAAAUUGGAAGAAAAAGAUAAAAAAUGAGUAUAUCCGCCUUUGCCGGUCGAAAAAACUGAAGAAGGCGGACGAAGCGAAGGUUGACUUUGAAGGAAACAAAGCAAAAGUUGGCAAUUUGCUCCAAAAGAGAAAUGAAAUACUUAACACAACAAAAAAGAUUUCUCUUAUCUUUCCUCCAACACAAAAUACAGACAAUUCAAGAAUGGCAAAUGUGUCAAGUGGAUUCAGCUUUCCAUAUCAACAAGUUUCAGUGCAAAUGGUCUAUUCUCCUCCUCCACUCCCAGCAAUGUAUUCUUGGGCACCACUGCGACAGAAUUUCAUGGUCGAAGAUGAAACAGUUUUGCAUCAUAUUCCUUAUAUGGGUGAAGAUGUAAUUGAUCAAGAUUGCCAGUUCAUUGAAGAGCUGAUAAAAAAUUAUGAUGGCAAGGUUCAUACAUCUAGCAACAGUGAAGCCCUUAUGGAUGAUGAAAUGUUCAUGGCGCUAUUCAGGAAUCUUGUCAACUUCCAAGAAAGUCCUACAGACAAAGAAAGAAAACCGAAAGAAGAUUACGAUUUACGAAGAAGCGGAGCGCAUACAAAAGGAUCUAACGCAGAGCAGACGGAGCCGAGUGAAGAACUUUUUGAAGCCAUUGCAGAAUUUUUCGCUGAUCAUGGCGUCACGGUCCCUGAACUUAAGCAAAGAUUUACAACUUUGAAGGAGAAAGAAAGUACUGAACUCCCACCGGAAUGCACACCUAACAUAGAUGGUCCUGAUGCUAUCUCGACCAAUCGAGAAAAAACAAUGCAUUCUUUCCACACCCUUUUCUGCCGAAGGUGCUACAAAUACGAUUGUUUCUUACAUGCUUUCCGCUCAAGGCCAAAUUUUGCAAAGAAAAAGACACAAGCAGACUUGCAAGAAAGCCAACCAUGUGGUUCCGAAUGUUAUAUGCACUUGACGCAGAAAGUGAUCGCUUCCAUCGAUGGUGGUUCGGAAGCUAGUGAACCUCUUUCUUCAAAAUCGGACACGAAUGGGACAGAAACUGCCCAAAAAGCUGGCAAAAAGCGAGGCAAGCGGGGAUUCUCGCGACAUGAUUCAAAUACUUCUCAAAGUGCCGAAUCACCCCUAACUCCUGUGCAGCGGUCAGUGCUCGACGAUAUCGAAGAUGCUCAAUGGGAAAAUGCCGACCAGUCUUUGUUUCGCGUUUUGCGACCAAUUUUUCCAAAUAAUUACUGCGGCAUCGCCAAGUUGAUUGAAACGAAGUCUUGCAAGCAGGUUUAUAAGCAUGCAAUGCUAGAGGUCCCUGAAGCACCUUUCGUCGACCAUGAAGAAGAUUCGCCCCCUAAAAAGAAGAAAAAACACACAGUGAGAUCUUGGGCAAAUCAUUGCAAAAAGGUUCAGCUGAAAAAAGAUAAUUCGUCAAACUUUGUUUACAACUAUGUACCCUGUGAUCACCCUGGACAGCCUUGUGAUCAGUCUUGUAACUGCAUCGCAACGCAGAAUUUCUGCGAGAAGUUCUGUCAAUGCAGCAUCGAUUGUCAAAAUCGAUUCCCUGGUUGUCGAUGCAAGGCACAGUGUAUCACCAAACAGUGUCCCUGUCAUCUUGCUGUUCGAGAAUGCGAUCCAGACCUUUGCAACUCCUGUGGAGCUGAUAAUUUUGACGAAAGCAAAAGCAGUACGUCGUGCAGAAACAUUGGCCUGCAAAGAGGCUGGCUUAAGCAUUUGCUAAUGGCACCCUCCGAUGUUGCCGGUUGGGGAAUCUACACCAAAGAAGCGAUUCAGAAGAAUGAGCUUGUCAGUGAAUAUUGUGGAGAGCUUAUAUCCCAAGACGAAGCUGAAAGACGUGGAAAGGUUUAUGAUAAAUAUAUGUGCAGCUUUCUGUUCAACUUAAAUCAAGAGUAUGUUGUCGAUGCGACUAGGAAGGGCAACAAAAUACGCUUCGCAAAUCACUCGAUCAAUCCUAACUGCUUUGCUAAAGUUAUGAUGGUCAACGGUGAUCAUAGGAUCGGAAUUUUCGCAAAGAGAUACAUCGACCCGGGAGAGGAACUUUUCUUCGACUAUAGAUACGGCCCUACAGACUCACUGAAGUACGUUGGCAUUGAGAGAGAACUAGACGCCUAUACGACAUCAAGGAAGUGGGUUGCAUCCUAAAACUUGUUACGUCAUAGACUCUUUUAUCAUUGGAUUACAGCGUCAAUUGUCUGACAUUUUAAUGCCGUUUCAUGGGUUUCCCAAAGCCAAUUGUCAAAUUCUACCAUGUAGAAAAAAGUUUUAAAUAA
Molecule: messenger RNA, 2430 nt
Organism: Rhopilema esculentum
Lineage: Eukaryota; Metazoa; Cnidaria; Scyphozoa; Rhizostomeae; Rhizostomatidae
Product: histone-lysine N-methyltransferase EZH2
Biological process (GO): heterochromatin formation
Cellular component (GO): ESC/E(Z) complex; nucleus
Molecular function (GO): chromatin binding; protein binding; histone H3K27 methyltransferase activity
Source: RefSeq, a predicted model, not a curated record